Molecule: messenger RNA, 9998 nt
Organism: Corythoichthys intestinalis (scribbled pipefish)
Lineage: Eukaryota; Metazoa; Chordata; Actinopteri; Syngnathiformes; Syngnathidae
Product: synaptophysin-like protein 1
Exons: 6
Coding region: 159-854 (231 amino acids)
Cellular component (GO): synaptic vesicle membrane; synaptic vesicle
Source: RefSeq, a predicted model, not a curated record
UCAGCUGGCACACCUCCUUCCGUCUUGCUGCGGUGACAUUAUAGCUCCUUACGAAUGCAAUUGCAUUAUUUCUUUCAACAAGUUAACUUUGUUAUCGUUUCUCAAGGUUUGACAAGUAUAAGACACGUUUACAAACUUGCUAUCUGUUGCACGUCACAAUGGACUCUAUUCAGACGACGGUCUCCGGAUUUUCUCUGGACCUCGGACCACUAAAAGAACCAAUUGGGUUUAUUCGUGUGCUGGAAUGGGUUUUUACCAUUUUUGCCUUUGCCACCACGGGAGGUUACUCUGGAACAACUCACUUCACGGUCGAAUGCCCUGGAUCCAAGGAACCAACCAAUGUGAAGCCGGUUUUUGGAUACCCGUUCAGGUUGGCAGCCUACCCUUAUGAGAUGCCUUCGUGUGACAGCAGUGCUACUAAUCACACCUUCCUCCAAGGCGACUUUUCCUCCUCUGCAGAGUUCUUUGUGUGUGUGGGCGUGUUUGGUUUCCUCUACUGCACUGCUACACUGAUUCUCUACUUGGGUUACCAGCAUGUCUAUCGCCAGACCACCCGUGGUCCUCUUAUAGAUUUGGUGGUGACUGCCGCCUUCGCCUUUCUGUGGCUUGUGUCUUCUUCUGCCUGGGGCAAAGGCCUGACUGAUGUCAAAUGGGCCACAAACCCAGACCACUUGGUGGAGAAUUGUACAUUCUGCAAACCAGGAGACUUCCCCUCUAUGGGACGCCUGAAUGCGUCAGUGAUUUUCGGGUUUUUGAAUCUGAUUCUUUGGGCAGGCAAUUGCUGGUUCAUUUACAAGGAGACUUCAUUCCACAAACAACCCACCAUAGAGGAAGGCGGGGCCCCUGGGCCCUAAGUCAGAAGCUUUUUCACUGGUUCUACUAAAAGAAGGCAAUCCCCGUUUCAGUUAUGAGUUUUUAAUUUAAUAUCGUUUGCCCUUGACUUAAGGAUUAGAUUUUUUUAAAGACCCCUUUUCUCUUUAAAUACACUGCAGUAUACAGGUAGUCCGAGGGUUACGAACGAGUUCCGUUCCUGCGCUGGCGACCUAACCCGAAUUUCCGUGUAAUCUGAAAUACCACCAAAUUUCAAAGUAACGAUCUAAAAACACGUAGUUUAUGUCAUUGUACUGUCCUCGCCAAGAGGUUGAAGCUAAGUCCUAGCUUGACAGCGAGCUAAGCUCUGAAAUGAUGAUGUCAGACGUCCGUGUGGUUUUCUUACUUUAUUCAGCUGCUCAUGACAUCAACACUUGGGGAAUGAAACUAAAAUAAAUAUAAAUAAAUCAGUUUGAUCUUCAAUAACAGCAAUUCAAAUUUAUGUUUAUAACUGGCUGCUGAUACAGCAAUAACAAUCCACACAAAUGAUUAGCAUGUAUCAGUUAGCAUCCGCACAUAAUCUAAAACACAUAAACCUACCCCAAGUUUUUGACCACCAGCAAAAGGUGUUAUAUACAGGUCUUGCCUGUGUGGAUGCUUCACAAGCAACAAAUGUGCCCGCAGGCUUGCAGCUGUAAUGUUUCACUUCUCUCUUACUCGACUGCGCGACUUCUUCGCGGGAGCAAAUGCACUCUUUCUUGUGUGCGCGCAUUUUCCCCAUGAGAAAAAAAAACAAAAAAAAAACAACUGGAGACAAAAUGGCAGAGGAGACUCCGGCGUUGUAAAGUCGAAAUAACGUAAGCUGGGUACACCGUAACCCGGAGACUACCUGUAUUUUAAAUUGCCUACACGUGAGAUUUUCACCUGUUGUUUUUAAACAGCAGUUCCCCUUUGCUUCAAGACUACUUUCCCUUGAAAUUUUGAACUACGACUACUACUACUACUACUACUACUACUACAAACGACUUAAUUAAAGAUGAUGAACAUAACGCUAAACAUAAUGCCAAAUAAUCAAAGCAGAAUUAUAUGAGCCCCACAGAUUUUUUUCCCCCCAAAAUGUACACAUUUAUGGUAAUCAGAUUAAGGAAAUUGAGUGUAUUCAGUCAUAUAACUAGUUUUCAUUUUCAGAGCAAAAGAGACAUCCAUAAUACCGAAUGUUAUAAAAGGGAACAACUUCAAAAAAGUAAUCUAGCUGCAUAAUGAUACUGUAUAGAAUCCAGAAAAUGCAAUGGUCACUGGCAAAAAGUUAAUAAUACUCUAUUUUAAAGGUCAAAAUGUCUCCUUUUAACCAGUGAACAUUAACAGGCCUUGGCUGUAUAUUAAAACUACUGACAGAAUGUUCUCUUGCAUUUCUAAACUGCCUUAAGGUUUUAGUAAAUUGGAAUACAAGUAUAAAACAAGUGAAGUUGGCCCCCAUCAGACACACAUUUAUAUAAUAAUGAUGUCAAUCAUUUCUGCUACAUUUGUGCUUGUUUGUGCUGUAAAAAGUUUUGUUUGUUCUGCUAUCGUUUUUUAAGAUAUUCACAAUUCUUUCAUUGGUCAAUCUGAGGUUAACCAGCCCCCUAUUUUGAAUAAAAUGGUGUCAAUCGUUCAUGCUUCAUUUGUGCUGUAAAAACAUUUGUUUGCGCUACUAUUAUUUUAUAGAUAUUGAGAUUUUAAUCUGGAGUCAUCACGUUAAUCACAGCCCCUCAGUUGCGGCUGACGGAGCAAACCAAUUCACUCAAUAACAGAGGGCUGCGAGUGACGCAAUCACUCAAAAUUAAUAUCUCAAUAUCUAUAACAAUAUAAAAAUAUAACAAUAGCAGCCCAAACUAAAUUUUUACUGCACAAAUGAAGCAUAUGUCGAGUUCAAAUACGAAUCCUUAGGGAGACAUUAGGUAGACAUUUAUAAUAUUACAUAUUAUAUACAUUAUAUUAAUAUUAAAAUAAGGAGAGAAGGCACUCAAUUUAGUUGAAAACCUUGCAAGGAGAAGGAGGGGAAACCAUACAAUACAAUACUAGACUACAAAAUACAGGCUCCACAAUCGGUCUGACUAGCCCCUCCUUCACCUCUCUUUUUAUUUGGGAUGGCCCUAGCAACAGAUGGGUGUCUUGCCCUAAAAUGGAAAGGGGAAGCAAGCUGGCGACACCCCUUGUAUUUGUUCAGCUAUGUGUGUGCAUGUAGGUGGAAUUAUUUUCAUGUAUGUCAGCCAUUUCAGCAAAGCAAAGGUGCAUCUUUUGCCUCUGUCCUUGAACAGGCAAGAGGCCUCUUAAAGGCUUCUUCAAGACAAAACAUUCCUUCUUUGUGAGCAACAAUAAGCUAAAACAUUUCUUCACUGCGAGCAGCAAUAAGCAAAAGCAUUUCUUCACUGCGAGCAGCAAUUGAUUAGAGCAAGUAUAUAAUAAACAUCUUAAUAAUUAUCUCAUCAAAUACAUUUCAUGAAGCAAUAGCAUUUGGCAAGUAAUAAACUGCAAAAAUAUGAUUUCUUAAAUGUCCCAGACAGUUUAGUUCCUUAAACAUGUCUAUAGUAUCAAUCCCUAACAUGUCUCUUAUUUCAAACAAUCAUGGAACAUCCUAUUAUAGAAAUCAAUAAUUUAUUGUGAGCUUUCAUUGGUAAAAACAAAUAUUUAAUAAGAAUUUAAUAAUCUUGUCAGCAUAAACGAAUGGCACCGAUUUUAAUCAAAUUGGAUACGGAAAAGCUGCGAAUAAUUCGAAAUUAAUUUCUUAAUCCCCCCCAUUUACUGCAAAAUGGACCCAAAGGGGUACCAUUCGUUUGUCCUACUUUUGCGCUAGUUGUUGGGACACCCCUCUGUUAUUGAGAGUUUGAGUUGGUACACUCCGUCAGCCACGGGGGUUGGAUACGGAAAAUCUGCAAAUAACUUGAAAUUAUUAUCCUAACACCCCCAUUUACUACAAAAUGGACCCGAAGGGGUACCAUUCGUUUGUGCUACGUUUGCGCUAGUUGUUGGGACACCCCUCUGUUAUUGGGAGUUGGUACGCUCCGUCAGCUGCGGGAGUUGGAUACGCAAAAACUGCGAAUAACCAGAAAUUAUUAUCUUAAUCCUCGCACUUACUGCAAAAUGCACCCGAAGGGGUACCAUUCUUUUGUGCUAUGUUUGCGCUAGUUGUUGGGACACCCUUCUGUGAUUGAGUACAUACAGUAUAUAAAACAAUAGCAGCACAAACAAAUAUUUUUACAGCACAAACGUGCACAAAUGCAACAUAAACCAAUUUUGUAGAGCUGCAGCUAUCGAUUAUUUUAGUAGUCGAUUAAUUGAUGAACUAGUUCGUUCGAAUAAUCGAGUAAUCUGAUAAGUAACAUAAAAUAAAUGAGGAUCUAAGAACAGUUGGCUAACUUACAUAGCAAAGGUCUUCCAGCUUAAAUGCUAUAAAACGCCAGCGUCUUUUUUACAGUGCUCUUAACAAAUGGUUCAGACGCAUGUUCCCCAAAAAACGGCUAAAUAUACCUAUAAACUAAAUUACGAAUGCAUUAAAAAAACGUUAGCCCAAACAAAAAAUUAGCUGAUGUUGGUCUUACCGUGGAGCAGCUGGAUUCAGCCAUGUGAAAUGUGGCAGACUAGAGGGCAGUGUAUCCACCAAAAUCAAUAAAACUACAUGCAAACACUUUCAAAAUAAACCAUUACAACGCCACUUUAACUAAACAAAUACUCGAAGCAGCAAAAUUAUUUUUUUUUUUUGUAAUUUAACACACGAGUUAAUCGAUUAAUCGUUGCAGCACUACAAUUUUGCAAUAAAUGGAAUGCUGCGUGACGUCAUCACUCGAAUUAAUAUCUCAAAAAUGAUAGCAGCACAAACGAAACUUUACAGCACAAACUAAUCAUUAACUAUUGACACCAUUUUUAGCUAUUUUAAAUCAAAAUGGGGGGUUGGUUGACCUCAGAUUGACCUAUAAAAGAAUUUUUAAUAUCUCAAAAAGGAUAACAGCACAGAUUUUUUUUCCCAGCACAAACGUAGCACAAACGAUUGAUAUCAUUUUUAUAUAAAUUUACGAGGGAAGGUAAACUUCUCGGAGGUGAGCAUUAAGUAUCGAUAGCCUUUUUCUCCGUUCUUUGCGUCCUUGUCACUGUAAAUUGCAAAAACUAUUGUACCAUAAUCUACUGUACUCGGUUGCGCUUCAAGUGAUAUACUUGCAACAUUAAUAAUAGAAAAACAAUGUUUAGACAUCACUUUGGAAGGCCAGUAAUGAGCUUGUAUCAGGAACGAGCCACACUGUCUACUUGUUUACACCCAAAGCUUUUGUACACAACUACAGAGGAGUUAGUUUUAACGGAUUUUAGUUUAACACCGUUUAAUCUGUUCAACAACACUAAGGUCCAGUCCUUUGCCAGGAACUUAUUGUAUGCAUGCCACUCAUUUUUGCGUUGUUGAAAUUGGGUUUCUUUUUGCAUUUCCAACUUUUUAUUGGAAAAAGAUGUUCAUGUGCAGCUGUAAUUUGGUGCUCAACAUGUUUGCCAGCGCGUAUCUUUUUUUUUUUUUUUUUUUUUUUUGACAGCGUGAUUACAUUGUAGGUCAAGUUACAGUAAAAUGUGGCAUAAAUUGCUGGCCAAAACUAUUAGCACUCCUGCAAUUCUGUCAGAUAAUGCUCAAUUUCUACCAGAAAAUGAUUGCAAUUACAAAUCCUUUGGUAGUUAUAUCUUCAUUUAUUUAGCUUGCAAUGAAAAAACACAAAAGAGAAUGGGGAAAAAAAUCAUUAUCAUUUUACACAAAACUCCAAAAAUAGGCCGGACAAAAGUAUUGGCACCCGUUGAAAAAUCAUGUGAUGCUUCUCUAACUUGUAUAAUUAACAGCACCUGUUACUUACCUGUGGCACAUAACAGGUGGUGGCAAUAACUAAAUCCCACUUGCAGCCAGUUAAAAUGGAUUAAAGUUGACUCAACCUCUGUCUUGUGUCCUUGUGUGAACCACAUUGAGCACGGAGAAACGAAAGAAGACCAAAGAACUGUCUGAGGACUUAAGAAGCAAAAUUGUGAGGAAGCAUGGGCAAUCUCAAGGCUACAAGUCUCUCUCCAAAGACCUGAAUGUUCCUGUGUCUACCGUGCACAGUGUAAUCAAUAAGUGUAAAGCCCACGGCACUGGUGUGAUGUGGACGGAAAAGAAAAAUUGACGAGAGAUUUCAACGAAAGAUUGUGCUAACAGUGGAUAAAGAACCUUGACUAACAUUCAAACAAGUUCAAGCUGUCCCGCAGUCUGAGGGUACAACAGUGUCAACCCGUACUAUCCGUCGACGUCUGAAUGAAAAGGGACUCUAUGGUAGGAUACUCAGGAAGACCCCACUUCUGACCCAGAGACAUAAAAAGCCAGGCUGGAGUUUGCCAAUACUUACCUGAGAAAGCCAAAAACGUUUUGGAAGAACGUUCUCUGGUCAGAUGAGACAAAAGUAGAGCUUUUAGUUUUGGUAAAAGCAUCAACAUGGAGUUUACAAGGGAAAAAACGAGGCCUUCAAAGAAAAGAACACGAUCCCCGCAGUCAAACAUGCCAGAGGUUCCCUGAUGUUUUAGGGUUGCUUUGCUACCUCUGGGACUGUACUGCUUGACAGUGUGCAUGUUAUUAUGAAAUCUGAAGACUACCAACAAAUUUUGCAGCAUAAUGUAGGGCCCAGUGUGAAAAAGCUGGGUCUCCGUCAGAGGUCAUGGGUCUACCAGCAGGACAUGACCCAAAACACACUUCAAAAAGCACUAGAAAAUGGUUUGAGAGAAAGCACUGGAGACUUCUAAAGUGGCCAGCAAUGAAUCCCAUAGAACACCUGUGGAGAGAUCUGAAAAUGGCAGUUUGGAGAAGGCACCCUUCAAAUCUCAGAGACCUGGAGCAGUUGGCCAAAGAAGAAUGGUCUAAAAUUCCAGCAGAGCAUUGUAAGAAACCCGUUGAUGGAUACUGGAAGCGGUUGUUCAGUUAUUUCGUCUAAAGGUUGUGCUACCAAGUAUUAGGCUGAGGGUGCCAAUACUUUUUGGAGCUUUGCGUAAAAUGAUGAUGGUUUGAUAUAUAUUUUUUUUCAUUUUCUUUUGUGUUUUUUCAUUGCAAGCAAAAUAAAUGAAGAUAUUACUACCAAAGCAUUUGUAAUUGCAUUCAUUUUCUGGGAUAAAUUGAGCAAUAUCUGACAGAAUUAGAGGGGUGCCAAUACUUUUGGCCAGCAGUGUAUGGUCUGAGUAUGUGAUCUUUCGGUUUUUAAUGUUGACUUUUAGUCAUCAUUCUAUUAGCGGGUGAAAACUGCCAAGCCAACCACUGCCUUGACAAGGCAUGUGCCGGUAUAAGGUUUUGACGGGAUGAUAACAUUAAGCAAAAAUACAGCGGUUUCACGGUAUCACUGUAUUACAACUAUAGCUCUAAAAUGUGUUAUUUUGAGAUGUAUGGGUUAAAAAAAACACACAAAAAAUUGUUUUUCAUUCAACAGGAUUUUUUUGUAUUUUUCACAACAUAUUUGCAAAUUGGCAAAUGUUUACAAUGGUAGAAGACUUAACAAAAUUAGGCUAAUGGUCGAGAGGAAACUACUUAGCCGUCUUGACAUGCUCACGAGCCACGUUGUCUGCCUCGUUAACAAGCGUGUUUGUUUUACCAUCGCGAGACACACUAAACCAGCUUGAGUGAAAUAUCGUAGCUGGUGGGAAACGUUCAUGACAGCCUUUAAUUACCUUAAAUUUUGUGUAAAGUGACAGAUGAUGAUCACGUAAAUGUGAAAUCAUGUGGGGGGUAUUGCCUGCACGUCUGCUGACGUUCCUCCUCUAAGCCGCGGCCGUCUGUUUCUUUUCGGUAGCCGAAGUACUCCUAUACUAGCGACUUUGUCUAUUUUUGAGGGGGGGAAAAGCUCAGGUGUAGUUUCAACACCUUUAACCAUUAUGUCUAUUCUACAGCACAGCGACAGACAUAGGACAAAGCAAAAACUGAAGGGGGAGGGGUGAGCGCUGCCGUUCCAAGCCACGGAUUUCUCGCUACAUUUUUGGGACCUCAAAAAUACAACCCCUAGCAAAAAGUAUGGAAUCACCAUUCUUGGACGAGCACUCACUCAGACAUGUUAUCAUGUAGAACAAACUCGGAUAAAACCCUUGAAAAAAAAUCAUGAAUUCGUUCAAAAGUGCAACUCUGUAGCAUUCAGAAACACUGAAAGAAAAUAAUAAAAAACAUUGUGGUGGUCAGUAAAUGUUACUUUUAUAGAGCAAGUGCAGGGAAAUAUAUAUGGAAUCACUCCACUCUAAGGAAAAAAAUAUGCAACAACAAACAAACAAAGAAAUAACAAUCAAAACACAUCUCUAGUAUUUAGUUGCACCACCUCUGGCUUGCAUGACAGCUUGCAGUCUCUGAGGCAUGGACUCGAUGGGUAUUCUUCAUCAAUUUGGUGCCAACUCUCUUUGAUUGCAGUUGCCAGAUCAUCCUUGCAGGUCGGAGCCUUGCUUUAGACCAUUUUUUUCAAUUUCCACCACAGGUUUCCAAUAGGGUUGAGAUAUGGGCUAUUUGCAGGCCAUGACAUUGACUGGAUGAGUCUUUCUCCAAGGAAUGCUUUACCAGUUUUAGCUCUCUGGUAUGAUGCAUUGUCAUUUUGGAAAAUGACAAACAUAUUUUCAAUUGAAGGGGUAAGAAAGCUGUCUUAAAUUUCAACGUAAACUUGUGCAUUUAUUGAAGAUUUAACCACAGCCAUCUCCCCAGUUCCUUUGCCUCACAUGCAGCCCCAUAUUAUCAAGGACUAAGGGAAUUUUGAUGUUUUUUCAGGCAGUCAUCUUUGUAAAUCUCUCUGGAACAGCACCAAACAAAAGUUCCAUUAUCAUCACCUUGUCCAAUGCAGAUUCUUGACACUUGACGAGUGCUCGUCCAAGACUGGUGAUUCCAUACUUUUUGCUAGGGGUUUUAGAUAAUACCGUAACUAUGGUAUCACGGAAAAUUUUAGUAGCUUUGAAACUGUGACGUUUUCAUACCACGGUAAACCUUGAAACCGGUAACCGGCACAUGCCUACUUGUGUGCAUUAAAACGGAGCUUUAAAAAGACAAAUGCAUGUGUAGCUCUGUCUUACGUGCAGUAUAUUUUGUAAUUCACAUUUGCACUCAGUGGGAUCUACUAAGAAUUGUUUAGCUGCAUUAAAUGACAUGAUUAGAAAUGCUUGAGUGCCAACACAAGAAAUUAAGGAGAUGGGGAAAAGCAAAGAGCUUUUAGUUGUAUUAUCUUGUUGCCAUUUUUUUUUUUUUUUUUUUUUAAGGGGUGUGUUGUUUUGGAUCAUGUUUUGACCAUACUUGAUAAUGUAUGUAUCCACUAUUAGGUAAAUACUCCAGAUUGAAGAUUGUAUUUACUAUGGAGGUACAUUUGCCUCCCUUGGGAGAUUCAUUGUCAUGUCUGGCACUCUAAAUAUAUGUGGGCCACCAGUCUAAAUCAUGUGAGUGGGAAGAAUACACUAACAUCUUAAUUACUUGUUGGUUACGGGGUACACCCUGUACAACAGACAAUUCUGAUAAGUCCUUGAAGGCCCGUUGUUGCUGUGAAGUGUAAUCAGAAUGAAAAUUGUAUAUUUAUGCAUGUCGAAGUGGCCUAAAUUCAUUGUUACCAUGCUUUGCAAAAUAUUAAAAAUACAAUGCUGACCAAAUUUGCAGGCCACUGCUUUGUUUCGGAGUACAUCCAGCAUUAUGAAAUGCAUACAUGCGGACUCUUGGAGUAUAUCACACUUGCCUGCCGCUACACCAAGAAUAUUGAAAAUGACAAUAUAUUAUUUUUAAAUAAACAAUUUAUCAAAACCACAUAAUAGGUAUGGGAACCUCAGGGCACCUCACGCUACGAUACGAUUCGCGAUACAAGGCUCAAGAUAACGAUUUUCUUGCGAUAUCGCGAUACAGCAAUUGUCGAUUUAUUGGUCAGAAAAUUGAUACAUGAUAUUCUACGAUACAACUGUUGAAACGAAUAACAAGAUAUUUCAAAAUAGAAAAAUACUGUUUAAGUGAUUUAUUAAACAGUGACAACUUUUCUGUGCCACAUUGCUGUAAAAUAUAAAUCUACUGCAAAUUUUGUACCUGCGCAUAUCCAGUGUAUCACAAACCUGAGUACACCCCGCGCAUUUCUGCAGAUAUUUAAGUAUAUCUUUUCAUGGGAAAACAAUGAAACAAAUGACACAAUGAAAAAUAGUCUGUGUGCAGCUUAUAUAAUAGAGUUCUUUUA